AUGGGAGGGACAGCAACGAAUUCCUACCGAGACGUCCAGAGAUCUACGUGCGCUGAAUCAAUGGUUAGAUAUACUAUCGAAGAGUUAUUCCACUUGAAACCAAGCGAAACCCUUACGCCCAAUUUUGAUGCCGCGGAAUUCAGGGCCAUGCUUGAAAAGGUCAAGCAACUUCAAGCUUUGAAGGAGGAGGAGUUUCUAGCCCAUCAUGGCGGCCAUUUCAACCGUAGGAGAUCCUCUCACCACCACGGAAAACCCAAGAUCAAACACACCAAGCCAAAGGUGACCACCGACUCCGAUGGUUGGUCUACUUUCGAAGCUAAGAAGAAGGGCAGCGGCGAUGAGGAGGAGGAGGAGAAUCCCAGGGAGGCUGCCCCUGUUCAAGUCGCACAAGAGACUUUAAAAAUCAAGCCAAACAAAAAUAUUUCGUCAUCCAGACCGGCUGACGCUAAGGACAUAAUUACCGACAAACCCACUUUAAGCUUCAACGCGUUUGCAGCGCUUGAAAGCGAAGACGAAGAUGACGAAGAAUAG
Torulaspora globosa is the source of this 531-nucleotide messenger RNA. RefSeq names its product Caf20p (gene CAF20). The record is from RefSeq and is a predicted model, not a curated record. Lineage: Eukaryota; Fungi; Ascomycota; Saccharomycetes; Saccharomycetales; Saccharomycetaceae. Gene Ontology annotation, biological process: negative regulation of translation; translational initiation. Bases 1 to 531 code for a protein of 176 amino acids. The transcript has a single exon.